GUGAAUUGAAGCUAAAAGGGCUAUAUACCUUGGUAUAAUUAACCGGCUCCAAAGUAUAUAAGAAUCGUGACAUUCUGCUCCCUAGCUUCUUUCUUUGUGUCCCGUAUUCAUACCUCUAUAUUCAAACAUUCAUGAACCGCACGUUUCUACAUUGUCUACCUGGACACAAAUCCACCAGGAUUUACUCUAAUUUUGUGACGCUAUCAGCGACGACAACUACCAAAACACUCAACAUCCCAACCAGACGGUUUUAUAGCUUUGUGCCGAACCCCGCCUGUGUGGUCCAAAGGAAAGCACAUCAGAUCAGAAUGUCUUCACAAUCAGCAGCCGGCAAAAUCACCGACUGGGUCAAACCCGGCGACGCGUCGGGUGAGUUCAAGCGCCAGGUUUCAUCCUUCAGGAACUGGGUCAGCAGCGAUGCGGGUGCGCAGUUCCCGGCCGAAAAGGGCCGGUACCACCUGUACGUGUCGUACGCCUGCCCCUGGGCGACGCGGGUCCUGAUCGCCCGCAAGCUCAAGGGCCUCGAGGACAUCAUCUCCUUCUCGUCGGUGCACUGGCACCUGGGCGAGAACGGCUGGCGCUUCCCCACUGCCGAGGAGGCGGCCAACCCGGACGGCGAAAACGUCAUCCCGGACCCCUGCCCGGGCCACGAGGCCUUUACGCACCUCAGGCAGGUCUACUUUGCCGCCGAGCCCGAGUACGAAGGCCGCUUCACCGUGCCGGUCCUGUGGGACAAGGUGCAAAAGACGAUUGUGAGCAACGAGAGCAGCGAGAUCCUCCGCAUGUUCGGGUCUGCGUUUGACGGCAUCAUCGAGGAGAAGUUCAAGGGUGUGGAUCUGUACCCCGAGUCGCUCAGGGCGCAGAUCGAGGAGGCGCACGGCUGGCAGUACGACCUCAUCAACAAUGGUGUUUACAAGUCCGGCUUCGCCACCACGCAGGAGGCGUACGAGCGCAACGUAAAGGCCUUGUUUGAGGCUCUCGACCGCGCAGAGGAGCACCUCGCUGGCGCCGAGGGGCCGUACUGGUUCGGAAAGGAUAUAACCGAGGUUGAUAUUAGACUUUUCGUCACCCUGAUCAGGUUCGACCCGGUCUACGUGCAGCACUUCAAGUGCAACAUCCGCGACAUCCGCUCCGGGUACCCACACCUGCACAAGUGGAUGCGCAACCUGUACUGGAACGUGCCGGCCUUCAAGGACACGUGCAACUUUUUGCACAUCAAGAACCACUACACAAAGUCCCACAAGCAGAUCAACCCCUUCUCCAUAACCCCCGUCGGUCCUCUGCCUGACAUCCUGCCGCUGGACGAUGAUGUCCCGGCUGUGAAGGCUGCCAAGUCUGUUUGAGGCGCUCUGGAUGGGGAGAAAAGGAGAAGAAAAAAAGAAAAGAAAAAGAAAAAAAAAACCCCAGAUAUAAUAGAGUGUGGCGUUUUGUUUUGGUCCAGAAGUUUCAGCGACCGAAAAA
Pyricularia grisea is the source of this 1461-nucleotide messenger RNA. RefSeq lists its product as uncharacterized. Gene Ontology annotation, cellular component: cytoplasm. NCBI's taxonomy places the organism in Eukaryota, Fungi, Ascomycota, Sordariomycetes, Magnaporthales, Pyriculariaceae. Gene Ontology annotation, molecular function: glutathione transferase activity. Bases 132 to 1343 code for a protein of 403 amino acids. The record is from RefSeq and is a predicted model, not a curated record. The transcript is spliced from 3 exons.